This is a messenger RNA of Morus notabilis, 1488 nucleotides long. RefSeq lists its product as uncharacterized. The coding region runs from base 96 to 1061 and encodes 321 amino acids. The transcript has a single exon. The record is from RefSeq and is a predicted model, not a curated record. NCBI's taxonomy places the organism in Eukaryota, Viridiplantae, Streptophyta, Magnoliopsida, Rosales, Moraceae.
AUAUUAUUAAUACCCUCAUCCCCCUUUUCCCCACUUUAUUAAUUCCUCUUCCAAAAACAAAAGAUAAAAACAAAAAGAACAAACAAAUAAAAAUCAUGUUGAUGACCCUUUUUUCUCUACACACUGCUCUCUACCUUUCUCUGUCCUUAUUUCUCUUUCUUCUUAAGCUCUUUUUCCCAAUCAUGAUGAGCUUUUGUAGAAAAAGCGUCCACUCUCUUCUGGGUCUCACCGCCGCGUCCGUGGACGCCGCCGAUCACCGCCCUCACAACGUCCUCAAUCCACCGUGGAAGUGCCAAGCCCUAGGCCUAGUCACUGCCACAAGCGAGAUUAUACGACGUCCUUCCCCUAACGUUUUGGAGUCUUCAUCCAUGAUCAGUCAAAAUUCACCACCACCGUCGCCUCCGACGAGGAAAAAGGAUCCCAGGGGAAUCGGGUUCAUCGACGACAUCGGCGGCGGCGUCGACGGGCUUAUGUCGUGCACCGAGAGCCUCGGAUUCGAGAGCUCCGACGAGAGGAGAGUUGACGACGACGAGGAAGAGUUCUCUUUGGUGAGUAAUGAUGAAAGGCCGUGGACGUCGAAGAAAGUGAAAUGGAGGAAGAGGAUGAGCGGAAGUAGUAAGGAGGUGAAGAGGUUUCCGCCGCUGCUUUCUUCGCUUAACCGGAACGGCCAGCCGAGCUUCUUUCUCCGGCCGGUGAGAAAGGACGGGAGGCUGGAGCUGACGGAGGUGAGGAUCAACAGGCCGGAGAUUCUCCGUGCUUACCGCGGAGACGGACGGUUGAGAUUGCACCUCAUACGCGACGACGAGGACGAGGACGAGGACUACAUCGAUGAAGAAGAGAAGCAACAAGAGCAAGGCGAAGAUGAUGAUAUUAGAGAAGAAAAGGUCGAAGAAAGUGUUAUUAGAGAAGAAGACGAGGAAGAAGAGGAGAGAAACGUUAAUGGCGAAGAAUGGAAGAUUCCGGUGAGUUCGACCGGAGACGGUUUCCGACGGUGUCACGACGUUGCGAACCACCACCACCACUUGCAUGUGUGGAGACCGCAUUGCGUGACGACCAGAUGAGGUGCGUUUGUGUUGGCACAAAUUAUCAUCUCACGUGGCGGUGUGAGAAGCAGACAACUAAAAAAUUCAUCAUUUUUCCAACAUUACAAGAGACAACUGUGCUGCUAUACGACGUCGUUUGGAUGUGUUCACUUAGUAUAUGUCUAUGUGGGGUGUUUGAAUAAUAUUGUUACUGCAAAAGGGGAAAAAAAAAUUGAAAAAUUAAAAAAAAAAUCUAAAAUAUCUGGCUAAAUUUAGCGGUUUUUGAUGAGAUGGUCAGUCGAUGUGAACAUCCCGAUGUGGGGAUGAUGAUUUUGGAUCGUCCUCCCAGGGAAUAUGGUUGUGUGUAUAACGGUGGAAUCUCUGCAGAUGGGACAAGUAUUUUACAGAAUUACAGGGUGUGUUGGGCACCGCAAACAGGGGAAAAUUAAAGGAGAAAAAAUAAUGA